AUCAGAUCAGAAACCCACCAGAUCAAGAUUCCUAUGUGACAUUGGUAUUUUUUUUUACAUCUAAACAAGUAUAAAUAUACCGAAGGACGCUGCAAAUACACUGUUCUACAAAAUCUGCUCAAAGUUUUUGUUAACAGAGAUGGUUUCACUGGUUGUAGUGGCUGUAUUUCUCCUUUGGGGGACAGUCUUUCAACCCCCUCAUGCUGGUGCAUUUAAAAUCUUUCCGUCUGAUGCCUCCCUCAAUCAUCAAGAAAUCACUAAAGCAGCCAUCCUCCAAAAGACAGCAGAAGUGUGUCGUGACAUUGCCAAAGCCCAGGGCAAAGACUUUACACUACCUGUCAACAACAGACUAACUGCAGAUACUGUACAAAGAGCUUGCUCGAGUUCAAAUUCUGCCCUAUCAACAUCAGCCAACUUUAAGUUGGCUAUUGUUCUGAUUUCUCUGAACAAUAUAGCUGUGGACAAAAAACAGUUCAGUGAAGCACAUCAUUUCGACAAUGAGGCUUUCAGCAGUGGACGGGACCUCAUCACCCAGGGCAUAAGCAAAGUGAAAGUCAGUUUGAAAGAAGGAAACUACAUAUCUGCUCAAAAAAGCCUGGGGACUGUAACACAUACUUUACAGGAUUUCUAUAGUCAUAGUAACUGGAUAGAGCUGGGGUACACUGCUCCUUAUAGCACCCUGCUCAAACCGAAUGAACCUCUCAGCAACAUUGCAGGAUCCACAACAGCGACAUGCAAAAGCUGUGUGGAUGACAACUGCACUGAUAACAUUCUCCCAGAGAUCCUGCAGCAGAAGACAUUAACUUCUGGAUAUUUCAGCGCUAUCCCUGGAUUUACAAACAAGCCUGCAGGCAAAUGUAGCCAUGGUAGUGCCUUGGAUUUUACAAGCUACAAAAACCCCACUGGAGGCAUCAAUAAGGAUGACGUCAACUCAGAACAUGGCUUACUACACCAAAAAGCUGCAAACAUGGCCAUCAAUGCUACAAUAGAGCUAUUGGAAGAAAUUAGAAAGGAUGCGGGAGACACAGCCUUUCUUCGGUUGUUGGGCCUUAGUCAUACCAUAAUGCUGGUUUUUGUGAUCGACAUCACAGGCAGUAUGUCUAAUGACAUCGCUGAAAUCAAGAACGUGUCCAUCAAUAUGAUAGAUAGCAGGAAAGGAACAUCAGAAGAACCUACAGAUUAUAUGCUAAUAACAUUUGAUGACACGGGUUUCCAACUGACAAGGACUGCCGAUGUUGAUCAGUUCAAAGAGAAAAUCAAUUCACUUUCAGCAUCUGGUGGAGGAGACUUUCCAGAGAUGUGCUUAUCAGGACUGCUGAUGGCAUUAACAAGAGCUCCACCAUCAUCAGACAUUUUUGUUUUCACGGAUGCUUCAGCAAAGGACACUGAAUUAAAAAACACAGUCGAAGCCAUGAUAGAAAGCACUGAAUCCAUGGUCACUUUCCUGUUGCCCACCUCCGUCUCAUCACGUGGAGAAAGGGAAGUCUUAGACACCCAGAGCUCCUCAUCGAGGCCGAUGACUCAAUCAGAACUACAGUUGUACAGAGACCUGGCCCAAGUCUCUGGUGGACAAACCUUAGAAGUCACAAACACUACGCUUUCUGAGGCCUCUACAGCCAUUACAGAUACAUUUAACUCUGGCCAGGUCACAGUUUUUCAGGUGGCAAGAAGUGCAGGAAAUGCAGGAAACUUUUCUUUUCUGUUAGAUUCAUCUUUGUCCAGUGUGACUGUGUACAUCACUGGGGAUUCAACGGUUUUUACCAUCUACAGCCCCACAGGUGUGUCUCAGUCAUAUUCAAUGAUAGAUGGCAGCCUUGGUAGCAUUCAGACUGUGGGGAAUCUAAAGAAAAUUAAACUCAAGUCUGACAACCAGGCAGGGCAGUGGAGCAUCAGUGUUAACUCCACAAGCUCAUACACCCUGAAAGUCAUUGGUAAGAGUUCUGUGGAUGUCCUCUUUUACUUUGUGGAGUUAAUUCAGGGAGGUCAUGGAGACUCUUGGGGACAGAUCUUCACUCGCCCUUCUAUUGGUCAGAACGCCACCUUGUUUCUUUCUGUGUCUGGAGGAGAAUUGGCCACAGUGACUGAUGUAUUUCUAGUUGAUGCUUCAGGAUCCAAUGUUGUUAAUGGAACUGUUAAAUCAGUGGGUGGUACAGACUACCUAGUUAGCCUAAACAGAAUCCCAGAGGGUGCAUUUGGGCUUCUCCUUAAAGGGCUGUUGAAUAACUCAUUGCCAUCUAGUCGAUUCCAAAGGCAAUCAUCCAUUCAUCAUAAAGGAUCAAGAAUAACUCUUACGGUUGAAACACAAACCACUACAACUCCUGGAGUUUCUUUCAGUUUCAACUUUACCGUGGCCACUAAUACUACAGCAGGUAACUACACUAUCCGAGCCAGGACAAGCAACGGCUUCACUGUGACUGUCCCCAGUUCCCUGAAUGUGUCGACAGGAGGAAGUGUUCAGGGGACAGGAACGCUGACCGUGCCCUCCAACACAGAGUUUUGGACUGAUGUUACACUCAUUGUUGAGGCAGAAGCUCCAGGAUCCACUGAUCUGAAUUAUGCCACAGUUCGAAUCACUGCCUCAGCUACAAGCAUAAAGUUCAGUGGCUUGCAGUCCUUCUCCAUGUUUCUGGCUCUCAUUGGCUUAUUUGUUUCUCUUUUGCUGUAACUGAGAGUAACUGGAGUUCCAUUUUUUUAAUGUUUUUAAAUAACAAUAUGCAGUAUAUACACACUGUAACAAUUCAAUGUUAUGUUUUUAAUCAAUUUCUGUCUAAAAGCUAUAAGAGUAGUAAGAUGCUUUACUUGUUUAACAAUUGUUUAUAAUUUACAUGCUUGUAUACCAUAUGUUGGCUGGCUUUAGUAAACUUAGUGUUAAAUAGCACUAAAAGCUCAUAAUCAUAGGGGAACCAUUUUUAGUGCUAUAGCACCUAUAAAUCACCUAUGAACAGUGUUGGGAACGUUACUUUAAAAAAGUAAUUAGUUAUAGAUACUAAUUACUUCUCACAAAUAGUAACUGAGUUAGUAACUGCGUUACAUUAUUAUAAAAUUAAUUAAUUACCAGGA
This is a messenger RNA of Misgurnus anguillicaudatus (oriental weatherfish), 3060 nucleotides long. The record is from RefSeq and is a predicted model, not a curated record. NCBI's taxonomy places the organism in Eukaryota, Metazoa, Chordata, Actinopteri, Cypriniformes, Cobitidae.